Messenger RNA from Antrostomus carolinensis (chuck-will's-widow), 706 nucleotides. RefSeq lists its product as uncharacterized. Lineage: Eukaryota; Metazoa; Chordata; Aves; Caprimulgiformes; Caprimulgidae. The transcript is spliced from 4 exons. Gene Ontology annotation, cellular component: cell surface; plasma membrane. Gene Ontology annotation, molecular function: protein binding. The record is from RefSeq and is a predicted model, not a curated record. The annotation marks the transcript as partial. Gene Ontology annotation, biological process: positive regulation of apoptotic process; TRAIL-activated apoptotic signaling pathway.
GUGUCCCAAGGAUGAAGUGGAGCUGGCUCCCUGCACACCGCACAGCGACCUUCAGUGUGGUCCUCCCACCAACACCUCUUCCAGCUCCUCUAGUAAGUGGGGAGCUGGCUACCUGCUGCAGCAGGUGACAAGGCACAAGAGGGAGGGUCUGGGGACACAGGACAACAUCCGCAACGAGCAGUUCUCCCGGGAUCAGCUGCUCCAAAGGGCGUCGGGUUCGGUGACUCCCAGAGCUCCAGGGCUGGAGGAUUGGAAGAGAUAUGGCCGAGCCCUCGGUCUGCUGGAGAAUGACAUUGCCCUGGCAGAGAUGAAUGACAAAUAUUCACUGGAGCCCUUCUUCCAGAUGCUCAACACGUGGCAGAACAGAGAAGGGAUGAAAGCCUCUGUGAACACGCUGCUGGAGACCCUGUGUGAGAUCAAUCUCGGAGGGAUUGCAGAGGACAUCUCCUCCAAGCUGGUCCAGCAGGGAUCUUUCCAGUAUGAAGUGAGCUGAGGAGCAGGGCGGGCCCCUGCAUCUCUCUACUUCAAGCUGAAGGUUUCAGUGGGCACCAAAGGAGCUGGACCAGAUGCUCAGCAGCUGCUCCGUGUGGCACUGAGGAACACAGCCCAUGGUGAUAACUGCUCUGCCAUGCUGGGAAUGAUCCCCACCAACCAUGGGAAAUCCUCAGCACCAAACUUGGGCUCUGCUUUUAUACCUACGCCGUGA